AUGAAUCAAAGUGUAGAUGGAAGUCAAGUCACGACUGGAAAUUCUCUCAAAUCAGGAUCCUCGAAUCCUCAAAAUCAUGACCCCCAAAACUCCAGUACUAUCCUUAAUGAAGAAUCCCCAUCAUCAUCGUCGUCAAAUUCUGUUGCUUCCAGAAGUAGAACGUUCUUCUCGAGGAGACCACGACCUCCAGAGGUUCUAACGACCAGAAUGAUACAAUUGGAUGAAUCCGAUCCUGAAUACAUUUCCAUCAAGGAAGGUUUCAAAUUUAAUGCAAACAGCAUGAAAGCGAACAUUCUAGCAAUAAUGAAAUUACAAAUGCCAACAAAGUUGGAAAGGGCUCACGAGAAACACAAGAGAAAGAUGGCCAAAAGGUUUGGAAAAAGGGAGGAAGAGGUUACGCGCAGGAUGCAUCAUGGAACAAAGAGUUUUACUGGAUGUGACCUUAUAAGGAAUUUCGAAACAGAUGAAAAUAACGACAAUGGUAUCAACGGUAGCACUGACAGUGCGGAGGGGAGCACUAGUGGAAGUACCGGGGGAAACUCCUUGAAGACGAAACCGAAUUACGAUCCCACCUUUUGCAAAGAGAAUUGUGGCGUGUGUGGAAUUGCACAAUGCGGUAACAAGAGAAAGUACGCCAGAACAAAAUCUUUGUUCCGAAAGAAUAGAAUGUGGUUUGCUAAAGACCCGAGUGUAUCAUUAGGUUUUUGUAAUUAUGGUUACAAGGGUAUAAUCAAAGGCAUGUUUAUCGUGGACGUUGUAAACAAACUUGAUGAUCACAUCAUCAUCACGACUAAAGAAAAGGCCACACUACCGAGAUAUUUGGUCAUAUUCGAAGUUCCGCUGGCCUUACAUUAG
Molecule: messenger RNA, 855 nt
Organism: Acaulospora morrowiae
Lineage: Eukaryota; Fungi; Glomeromycota; Glomeromycetes; Diversisporales; Acaulosporaceae
Source: the annotation of a GenBank genome assembly